AUGUUGCUCACUAUUAAACAGCCAGCACAUCACGGUUACAAGUCUUUCCAUGACUAUACUCCUCCCACACCGCCGUCCACCUCUCGUUUCUCUCCUGCGGUUGCCUCGACGGGACCGUCACUCCCUCCCAUACCUGCCACCAACAAAUCUCUUCCUCCUCUACCGGCUGCAAAAGCGACUCCACAGCCAAUGUCUACACCCCAUCGUGGCUUGCCUCCAGUGGCGGCCAUGACACUGCCUCAAUCCACACAGCAACCACCGCCAAUAGGUCAACCGCCCUUAAAUCAGCCUAUGGGACAGUUGCCUGCUCCACCACAGCAAUGGCAAGGGGCAGAAGAAUCGAUGAGGAAUUGGUUGCAUGCCAAGGCCGAAGAAGACAAACGAAAGCAGGAGGAAGAGAAGACUCGACAAGAGUCACUUCGACUCGAGCAACGAAAGAUCGAGCAAGAUAUGCUGAGGACGUCAUUGAGCGGAGGCAUCCCUCCCUACAUGAUUCCCAUGGUUUUUGCUGGUAUGGGAGGGGGCAAUCUCCCAAAUGCCAGCUUAGAAUGGGCCCAACACUACAUGGCACAAGCUCACCAUCUCCAACAACAGCAGCAAAUUCAGCAGCAGCAGCAGUUACUUCCCUCGCAGGGUCAAACUUCGCCCGAGCAGGUACAGAGGAGAGAUUCUCGAGUCCAGCCAUAUGGGGGACAGCAGCAUCCUGCGCCUAUGACUGUUCCAUCAACGCCUAUCGGGACAGUGAGCUCUCAAACACAAGGAGCUGGCUUUCUACCGAGCUAUCCAAUGUCACCAGCAUCUCGAGCACGCCAACCUGUUCCAGCACAGAGCGCAAUUGCCAGGCAGCCUCAAGCGUCUCAUUUACCUAGGCUGAAUACGGGAGAAAUGCAUAUCCAACCACCCCCACCAGGUCCGAGCAUGCAAAUACUCCCUGGCCAACCAAGCCAUCCGUUGCAGCAAUCACACUGCAUUUUAAUGUUUAUCCCAGAUCAUACUUCAUCCCCGAAGAAACGCAAGGCUACGGGACCUCAACAGGCUGCGCCGCCACCAACCUCGCAGCCUCAAUAUACUUCUCCCCCAUUCUCGCAGACUGGUUCGUCUGUCUCGAAUACACCCUCGAGCCGACGUCGCGGCCACUCGAGACAAAGAAGCGACAUGUCAAGUCGGGGUGUCGACUCUUACGGACGGCCCACGAGUCGCCAUCGCCAUACGGAGAACACUUUCAGUGUUCAGAGUGGGGCAUCACCACAAACUCAAGGUUCGGAGCAGCAAGGGCCGGCGGCAGCAGGAGAGGCACGGCGACGAUCGGGGGGCUCGCAUCCCGUUUCAUCAAUGUUGGAGCAGAGCGAGUCGCGGCCAUCGUCAUAUUCGCAGCAAACACAAAGAGACCCUCAGUAUUCGGCUGGACCGGAGAUGAGGUAUGAGGAACGACGUACGACGCCCGAAGAAGACAGUUCAAGACGAGCAGGUGUUGCCAAGCGAGAUGAUGGGCGAGAUUAG
Hyaloscypha bicolor E is the source of this 1500-nucleotide messenger RNA. RefSeq lists its product as uncharacterized. NCBI's taxonomy places the organism in Eukaryota, Fungi, Ascomycota, Leotiomycetes, Helotiales, Hyaloscyphaceae. The record is from RefSeq and is a predicted model, not a curated record. The transcript has 2 exons. The coding region runs from base 1 to 1500 and encodes 499 amino acids.